UUGGCUUGGAUGCCGCCGGAAAGACAACUAUUUUAUACAAGCUGAAACUUGGUGAAGUUGUCACCACCAUUCCCACAAUCGGCUUCAAUGUCGAGGCGGCCGCUGAUGAGCUGGACAAGAUGCUCGGCGAAGACGAACUUCGUGACGCUGUUCUUCUUGUAUUUGCUAACAAGCAAGACCUCCCAAAUGCCAUGCAGACGGCAGAAAUAACAGAUAAACUGCGCCUUCACAGCCGUUCGAAUCGAAGCGUAAGUCUUCUGCAUUUUCUGUGA
Molecule: messenger RNA, 272 nt
Organism: Dibothriocephalus latus
Lineage: Eukaryota; Metazoa; Platyhelminthes; Cestoda; Diphyllobothriidea; Diphyllobothriidae
Source: the annotation of a GenBank genome assembly